AUGGAAAACAAAUCUGCUCAUAUUAUCGUUCAAUCUGAAGGUGAUGCAUUCAAGGCGGGGAUUGUUCUUGAUGAAAUAAAUUAUGAUUUGUGGUCACAAAUCAUGGAGAUGCAUAUCGCUGAAAAAGAAAAAAGUUCUUUUAUUAUGGCAAAGACAAAAAAAUCUACUGAGGAAGAUCCAAGAUAUGAGAAGUGGUACACAGAUAAUCAAAAGGUCAAGAGAUGGUUAUUGAUGUCUAUGUCACCAGAAAUCAUGAAGAGAUAUAUUUGGUUACCUACUGCUCGAGAGAUUUGGGAUGCAUUAUCUAAAGCCUUUUAUAAUAGAGAUGAUGAGAUGCAGGUAUUUACUCUAAAUCGACGAGCGUUUUCGUCAAAACAAAAUGGCAGAGCACUCUCGAUUUAUUAUGGGGAACUAACUGAAAUCUUUGGAGAGCUGGAUCAUCGUGACAAGGUGGUUAUGGAGAAUCCAAAUGAUUUUGAAUCCUAUCGAAAAUCAAUUCAGCGCCUAAGGGUGCAUAUCUUCCUUGCUGGAUUAGAUGAAAGUUUUGAGCAGAUCCGUAGUGAAAUCUUGAUAAAGGAUCGUAUUCGUGAAUUGGAAUCAUGUUAUGCACUUGUUCAUCGUGAAUAUGUUCAACAUUGGUGGGAUCAACAUCUUAAGAGGAAGAAGGAGACAAAGAAAAAUUCUGGUGCUCAAAUGGCUUCAACAAAAAAAGGAAAGGAUUCCGUGGUAACAUCUGCAUCAGUAGCAAGGGCGGGUAACGAUGGUAAGGUUUUAAAUGUUUCUUCACUUGUUUCGAAUAAUUCAUGGAUAGUUGAUUCUGGUGCCACGGACCAUAUGACAUGUGAUUCUAAACAAAUCUCUUCCCUUAAACCAAACUUACAAAAAACAGUCUCUACUGCAAAUGGCUCACAAGCUCCAAUUACUGGUGAAGGGUCAAUAUCUCUCACUGAAACUUUAAACUUAGAUUCUGUCUUAGUAGUUCCUACAUUAGAUUUAUGUGAACUUGCAAAAAGCCAUCGUGCUUCUAUUCCAUUAUCAUUCAAUAAGAGUCCAGUUCCUUUUAUGAUCAUACACUCUGAUGUUUGGGGGUCAUCUAUAACUACUAUUAUGGGUGGUUCAAGAUGGUUUGUUACUUUUAUUGAUGAUUGCACUAGGAUGACGUGGGUGUGUCUUAUGGAAAACAAAAGUACAGUUACUGCCUUGUUUCAACAGUUCCAUAAGAUGAUUAACACUCAGUACAACAAGCAAAUUCAAGUACUUCGUAGUGAUAAUGGUGGUGAAUAUAUGGAUUCUGAUCUUCAACAGUAUUUGGAGAGACACAAAAUUAUUCAUCAAACUACUUGCUCUAAUACGCCUCAGCAGAAUGGAGUAGCUGAGAGAAAGAAUCGUCAUUUACUGGAAGUAGUUCGUGCUUCAUUGACAGAAUCACAUAUGCCAUUGCUGUAUUGGGGAGAGGCACUUACUUCUGCAACAUAUCUUAUAAAUCGAGUGCCAUCUAGUACCAUUGUGUUUCAAACACCCCAUCAAGCUCUUGCUGAAGCAGUUGUGGCUCCAAAUGUUCAAAAUCUUCCGCCUCAUGUUUUUGGUUGUGUAUCUUAUGUCCAUCUACACAAGAACCAACGUGAUAAGUUGGCUCCUAGAGCUUUGAAGUGUGUAUUUGUAGGAUAUGCAGCAACAAAAAAGGGAUACCGUUGUUAUCAUCCUCCAACCAAAAGAAUGUUUGUUACUUUGGAUGUUGUAUUUCAUGAAGAUUCGCUUUAUUUUUCAUGUGAGUCUGAACUUCAAGGGGAGUACCAUAAGGAAAUCAAACUCUUAACUAUGAUGAAGAUAUAUCGGAAAUUGAUCUAUCUGUUAUUGUCAACUCUAAUGAUAUGGUCAGAGAAUCUGUUGAUGAAGGUUCUUCAAGAGAAGAAACAUGAAGUACAGUAUUGGAUCGUGAUAUAG
Molecule: messenger RNA, 1944 nt
Organism: Papaver somniferum (opium poppy)
Lineage: Eukaryota; Viridiplantae; Streptophyta; Magnoliopsida; Ranunculales; Papaveraceae
Exons: 3
Coding region: 1-1944 (647 amino acids)
Biological process (GO): DNA integration
Molecular function (GO): nucleic acid binding
Source: RefSeq, a predicted model, not a curated record